AUGAAGAGGGACAGGAGUAUUCAGAGCGUGGAAAUACCAUGUACUGUAGACAGUGAUGACGACGAGAGUGAAUUAGAGGAACUGGAUACUGUAGAGAGUGUGCGUGAAACUGAAAUGUCUGAUAACAUAUUGAAGAAAUCUCUUGGACAAUGA
Paramuricea clavata is the source of this 153-nucleotide messenger RNA. The record is from the annotation of a GenBank genome assembly. Lineage: Eukaryota; Metazoa; Cnidaria; Anthozoa; Malacalcyonacea; Plexauridae.